AUGAGUAGCUUAUCUUAUUUGGGAAAAAAGCUACAACAUCUUUGUAGCUCUAUAUAUUUGUAUAUGUCAUGUUUAUGUGGAUCAACAUGUUUUCUCAUUUCUUCUUUAUACAAAUCCAUUCUUUUUAAAGUGAACAAGUUUGUCAUACAACUUUUUUACUUCAUCUUCAUCUCUAUUUUCGGUUUUUUAAUUCUCAGAAACUUGAACCUGAGACAUAGUGAAGAUUUUACGUCUACCAAUUUAGACUUGUUCUUCACUUGUGUUUCUUCUGUUACUGUUUCAAGUAUGUCCACUUUAGAAAUGGAGGUCUUUUCAAAUUCCCAACUCAUUGUUAUAACAUUUUUGAUGUUCAUAGGUGGUGAGGUCUUUAUUUCUAUGAUUGAACUUUAUUUAAUAAGACCUAAGUUUAAGCCAUGGAGAAAAAAUAGCAAAAUUGAGUCAAUACUUAGUAGUAGUAGUACUUCUAGUCCAAGAAACUCGAAUUUUAAUAAUGAUGACGAUUAUAAUAUUGAGUUGGACAUUGUCGUUUUACCUGAUUCUCCAAAAUCUAAUAAGUCAGAUAAAGAUGAUUUCGUGUCAUCAGAUAAUAAUCUCAAGUACCAAUCUAUUAAAUUGCUUGGAGUUGUAACAUUAGUUUAUCUUCUAGUCAUCAACAUUGUUGGUAUGUCAUUAGUUUUAGUGUAUUUAGCCUUUGUUUCAAGUGCAAAAGAUGUACUAACAAACAAGGGGAUAAAUACCUACAUUUUCGCGAUUUUCACAACCAUUUCAUCCUUUGUUAGCUGUGGAUUUGUUCCAACGAACGAAAACAUGAUGGUGUUUAGCAAGAAUUCAGGUCUUCUUUUGAUUUUCAUCCCUCAAGUUCUUGUUGGGAACGCGUUAUAUCCAAUGUGUUUGAGAUUUUCGAUUAGGUUGAUGGGAAAAUUAUUCGUGUCCAAGAAAAGAGAAGCUAAGUAUUUGUUGAAGAAUUCAAGAGAAAUAGGACAUCUACAUUUGUUUUCUAGACAACAUUCAAGAUUGUUAGUGGUUACUAUGUUUGGUUUCAUCUUGGUGCAAUUCAUAUUGUUUUGUGUUUUGGAAUGGAAUUCUAAUGGUCUCAAUGGACUAAAUAGUUAUCAAAGAUUUGUGGGAUCAUUGUUUCAAGUUGUGAAUGCAAGACACACUGGUGAAACUAUUGUUGAUAUCUCCACUCUUUCACCACCAAUUUUGGUGAUGUUCAUAGUAAUGAUGUAUCUUCCUCCAUAUACAUCAUUUAUACCAGUUAAAGGUGUUGAAGAGAACACAGAAGAAUAUGUAUUUGAUGAAAAACAAGGAAGAGGAAAAGUUGUAGAAAAUUUCAUACUUUCCCAACUUUGUUACCUAUCCUUGUUCAUUAUUCUUAUUUGCAUAACAGAAAGGAAAAAGAUAAAGGAUGAUCCACUCAACUUUAAUGUCUUCAAUAUCACUCUUGAAGUUGUAAGUGCAUAUGGGAAUGUUGGUUUCACAACAGGAUAUAGUUGUGAUAGGAUGAUAAAUGGAGACCAAACUUGUAAGAAUAAAUGGUAUGGAUUUGUAGGAAAUUGGAGUGAUGAAGGUAAGAUAAUUAUCAUUAUUCUCAUGUUUUUUGGAAGAUUGAAGAAAUUCAAUAUGCAAGGAGGGAAACCUUGGAAGCUCUUGUAAUUA
Messenger RNA from Solanum stenotomum, 1659 nucleotides. Its product is annotated as sodium transporter HKT1-like. Gene Ontology annotation, biological process: transmembrane transport; monoatomic cation transport. NCBI's taxonomy places the organism in Eukaryota, Viridiplantae, Streptophyta, Magnoliopsida, Solanales, Solanaceae. Gene Ontology annotation, cellular component: plasma membrane. The transcript has 3 exons. Gene Ontology annotation, molecular function: monoatomic cation transmembrane transporter activity. The record is from RefSeq and is a predicted model, not a curated record. Bases 1 to 1656 code for a protein of 551 amino acids.